Molecule: messenger RNA, 3195 nt
Organism: Trichomycterus rosablanca
Lineage: Eukaryota; Metazoa; Chordata; Actinopteri; Siluriformes; Trichomycteridae
Gene: slc25a47b
Product: solute carrier family 25 member 47b
Exons: 6
Coding region: 11-886 (291 amino acids)
Biological process (GO): transmembrane transport
Cellular component (GO): mitochondrion
Molecular function (GO): transmembrane transporter activity
Source: RefSeq, a predicted model, not a curated record
GGGAUGAGACAUGUUUGUGGCAGACUUCGUUGCCGGCUCGGUUGGAGGAGCGUUUGGAGUUGCAGUAGGUUUUCCUCUCGACACUGUGAAGGUUAGACUACAGACACAGAACAAAUUCACCGGGGUUUGGCAGUGCAUCCACACAACCUGCAGGAAUGAAGGUGUGUACGGUUUCUAUAAAGGCAUGUCGAUGCCCAUCACCACCGUCUCUGUCAGUUCAUCGGUGGUGUUUGGCACGUACAGGAACGUGCUUCAGGUCCUGCGCCAGCUUCGUGGAAAAAGCGCAGAAGCCCCCAGUGCCAAACUGGAUAUAUUCCUGUCAGGCCUGGCUGGAGGAGUCGCUCAGACUUCAGUAAUGUCACCAGCCGACAUUGUGAAAGUGCGUCUCCAGUGUCAGACUGAGCCUUAUCGAGGGUCUGACCUCAAAUCCGGGCCCAAGUACAGAGGGCCUCUGCACUGCCUUUUCACCAUCGCACGCGAAGAAGGACUUCUGGGCCUUUACAAAGGAGCAGGAGCGCUGGCGCUUAGGGACGGCCCGUCUUUCGCCACCUACUUCUUGGUCUACAACACUCUGUGUGAAUGGUUCUCUACAGACAAGAACAGUCAGCCAGAGUGGAAGGUGGUGCUACUGGCCGGAGGAGUAUCCGGAAUGUGCGGCUGGAGCGUCGGGACCCCCAUGGACGUCAUAAAGGCCCGAUUACAGGUCGACGGCGUGGGCGAGAAACGCUACAAAGGAUUCAUCCACUGCAUACGAGAGAGCGUCCGGAGCGAAGGACCCGCCGUCCUGUUCAGAGGACUCUUGCUCAACUGCGUACGCGCCUUCCCGGUCAACAUGGCCGUUUUCGCCAUGUAUGAGCUCGUCAUUCGCUUUCUGCGACCGCAAUGAGACGCUGAUCAGGUAUGACAGCUGAGGUACGAUAUAUGUAAGUCGUAUAGGUAUAACGGGACAUGGACAUGUGACCUUUCAGGGAAACAAGGUAAAGCAUUCCUGUCAACAGCCGUUCUAUAUGGACACAAAAACAAAAGAAGACUUAAUGGGUUGUUUAUUAAUAUUUAUUUAUUAAUUAAUUUUAAUUAGUUCUAUGUCAAUGUCUAUGUCGCUUUAUGCACUAUUUGAUCAGUGGGCACAAGGCCUCUACAUGUAUGGACAUAUAGCACAGCUGAGAUUCGAACCCGGAUCUCAGCAAUGACAGGCCAACAAGCACCUAAAACCUUCUUAUUGUUUUAAACCUUCUUAUCUAAUUGUUAGUUUAUUAUUAAAUGUAAUUUAUUACUACGCACAGGGAUUCCUGUACCCUGUUUUACCUGCUGAAUUUUUCCUCCUCCUCCAGACCCUGUGGGUUAUUCCAGUCCAAUACGAAUUAUUAGCCAAGUGUGUGUGUUAGUAAGAGUGUGAUUUCCAAUCGACCAGUGUACAAUUUAUCCACCUAGAACUCUGUAUUAAUGACUUAUCUAAUAAUAACAUUAACCAAAUCUCCUGAUACACCAUGUGUACGUCAGCAGACCCCAAUGAGCCGCUUCUGUAGGUUCUGAUCUAUACGGACUACCUCAUAUAGCACCUCAUAUAAGGUGCAUGACGAAUACUUGAUGAUGCAGUUUGUCGAUUUUCCAAGUGGAGGUCAGUUAAAUAGGGGUCAUUUGGGCUGUGUGUCGCCUCACAGCAAGAAGAAGGUCCUGGGUCCUAUUCCCUGGUGGAGUUUGCAUGUUCUCCCCGUGUCUCUGUGGGUUUCCUCAAACAGUACAAAGGCGUGCAAGUGAGGUGAAUUGGAACAACAGCCACAGGUUAUUUUAAUCCUGCCCCGUCACACUUCUCCCAACAGAACUUUCAUCCCUGCUCUGCACAUGCUCAGACCAUCUCAAUCUCACUCACCUCGCUGUCCCUCCGUCCCUAAGCUUGACCAACGAGAGUCGCAGCAGACCAGGGGUGUACAAACUUUUGCAUAAGACUGUACAUUAGUAUUAUACAGUUAAUAUUACCUACUUGUAUUAAUUAUUUAUUGUUUGGUGUUUUACAGUAAUGUGUCUGAUAUCUAAUAUUACAUACGUUGACGUGUCAAAGGUGCAAAAGUAUGUGGACACCCCUUCUAAUUACCGGGUUCAGGUAAUUCAGCCACGCUCAUUUCUAACCGUUCUACGAUAGAUUUUAUCUAUCAAAUCACUGAUUUGCCUACAACUCAGUGGCAACAGUUUCAGCAAGACCAGUUCCAUUAGGACAGAGUUCGGCAGCACCGACCUCGGACACAUCGGACGCCUUUGGGAUGAAUUGGAAUGUUCACUGCCUUACAAAAGGUCCUUUGAAUGACUGAGCAUGCAUUCCUACAGAAACCAUCCAAAAGGCUGUUGUCUACGGCUUCGGAGCAGAAUGUACAACGUACUCCUGGCCGGGUCCACGUAGACUUCAUGGUCACAAUUAUUUGGCUCUGAAGUGCCCAGUGUUUGGGUGUGGCACCGACAUGGACUGCCACACUUCCUUUCCAACAGGAUCAGCUACCCCACUGCUGAUCUGGUGUAAAGCACAGCACUGAAAGUCCACUGUGCAGUGAAAAGACGUUCUCUAUAGUCUUUGGGCAGGGUGCUUGGGUCUGGCAUUUUGGAACAUGACUGAAGGGUUUUGCUUCCAUUCCUACAGCAUUAGUGAUGCCAUGGGCUGAUGUUGGGCAUUGAGGCCUGGCUUGCAGUGGGUGUUCCAAUUCACCCCAAGGAUGAUAAAUGGGGAUGAUAAAUCAUUCUGAAACAAGAAAAGGGGCCUUGUUAGUCCCAGAGUAAGAAACCUUAUUGGCAACAAUAUAGGGAAGGCCCUUUUGUAGUUUCAGAACGACUGCGCACAAAGCAGCGAAACCGUCCUGCUCGAAACCCUGAUGAAUCCGUUUUUGGGGUAAAUUGGAACUCCCACUGCAAGCCAGGCCUCAAUGCCCAACAUCAGUCCAUGGCAUCACUGAUUCUUUAAAAAUGGAAGCGAAACCCUUCAGUCAUGUUCUAAAAUCUAGGGAAAAGCCCAGUGCUAGUGUACAGACGUGGGACCAAGGCUAAGUGAGUCUGUAUUGAGAUGUUCAGCAUCCAUUAAUGUAUGUGAUAUUUGGGUGUCCACAUACUUUUGGUCAUGUAGUGUUUAAUUCUACUAAACAGGAUCUCCCCCCUUAUAAGAUUAAUUCAUGUUUCUAUCAGGUCAUUCAAUAAACUCAAAAAGUGAUCAAA